AUGCAAGAGGUAGUAAGAAGAAUGCAUCAAAACAAAAAGCCACCGUUUUCAAUGAACCGCUUCACUGGAAUGCUAAUGGUUGGUUACUCAUGGGGACAAAUGAUGAUGUUGGCAGUCCCUCCUGACGAGUUCUGGGGUCUAAACCUCAGAUAUCUUAAUUACUUAAUUCCUUUUGUUUCGGCCCUUGGUGUGUGGACAGUUGGUAAUAUUGGACGGGAACAGGGUACUUUUAAAUGGCCAUUGAUAGCUGCAUAUGCUGCAUACCCUAUACGCUUUUAUGUUUAUGAUGAGACAGUAUGGUUUACACUUAUGGUACUGGCUUCUGCUCUUGCCUUUGAUACAUACUCUAAAGAGUGGCGGAGAACACCACAGAAUCGUAACCUUAUCAAGCGUAUUGCAAUUUUGGGCCUAUGUGCUGCAUUAUAUGUAUCACUUUGGUGCAGCUACUUGUACUUUCAUGGUACUAUUACUGACAGUGAGGGAGAUGAGGUACCAAUCUAUGAAGCAUUGCAUCACUUCUUUACCAGUCCAUGGUGGUUGGAUGUUAAGCAAUGUUUGCUAGAUACAUACCAGUAUGCCCAACAUCAUGGCUGGUAUGAGGUGUGGAAACAAAUCAUAGAUUUAUCAGAUCCUCAUGGAGAGCAAAAUGCUUACAAGGUGUUGGGCGUCGGUCCGGACGCGACGCAGCAAGAGAUUACAUCCACAUGGAGACGACUAUCACGUGAAAAUCAUCCGGACAAAGUCAAGGACGAUAUGCAGAGGCGCGCAGCCCAAGAGCGUUUCAUGGAGAUACAGCAAGCAUACGAAAUAUUAUCAAACAGCAAGCAUAGGAGGAAUAGACGUAACAAAAAGGACAACUCAGAGCCAACAGCAAAUGUCCAACGGGAAAUG
Molecule: messenger RNA, 891 nt
Organism: Iphiclides podalirius (scarce swallowtail)
Lineage: Eukaryota; Metazoa; Arthropoda; Insecta; Lepidoptera; Papilionidae
Source: the annotation of a GenBank genome assembly